ACUGAUGUGGGUUUGAUGGCACUCAACAACUGGCUUCUGAAGAUGAGCCAGGCGAGGAAAUUCCUGCAGGAUGUCCAGCAGAGGCUCGGAGACCUCAGCGGGACCAAGCUGACGGAGGAACAGCUGAAGAAGCAGGCGGAAGUGGAGGAGAUUCUCCACAACAAGCAAGACAUCGAAGACACUAAGUGCGGAUUUGGGGUUUUCAAGCCCAAAUGGCUACAGUACCUGGCCAAGAAGGAGAUUUACAUCCUUGUCUAUUGCCUGACAGGAAUGACCCAUGGAAUGUUCUUCACCUACACCGUGUCAGUUCUGUCAACAAUUGAGAAGCGGUUUGGUCUGACCAGUAAACAGACAGGAACCAUCCUCAGCGGCAACGACGUGUCCCAAGUAAUCCUAUCCAUCCUACUCGGGUACUACGGGAAUUACGGGCACCGUACCCGAUGGAUGAGCGUCGGAGCCCUCAUGGCAGCCGUUUCCGGCUUUGCAGCUGCCCUGCCCCACUUCAUCUACGGGCCUGGGCAAGAUGCCAUCUCCAUUGCCCAGUUUUCUAAGCAAGCUGCGGCCGCUGCUUUGUUGAAGAAUAUUACAACGACACAGAAAAAGCAAGAACUCUGCUACUCCCAACUGGAGGACACCUGCGAUGCCGAAGACGGUGGUGGAGGCGGGUCUUACAUUGGUCCCGUGAUCUUCUUCUUCAUUUCGCAAUUCUGCGUCGGCGUGACCGUCAGCAUGUUCUACAGCAUCGGCGUCACUUAUAUGGACGAUAACAUCAGCAAGAAGAGCUAUCCUAUAUACUACGCGGCCACCUUCAUGUUGAGGAUUCUGGGGCCAGUGUGUGGAUACUUCGUAGGUGGGAAGUGCCUCUCUGUGUGGAUCGUCCCUUCGGAGCAACCGAAUCUUACGAGGAAGGACCCGAGGUGGUACGGGGCUUGGUGGAUAGGGUACCUCUUCUUCGGGUGCAACCUGAUCUUUGCCGCGAGUCUUCUGAGCCUCUUCCCGAAGAAGCUACCAGCCACGCUGAAGAGGGAGUCCAAGAGAGUGGUAAGGCAAGCGGAGAAGGAAGCCCAGGCAGGAGGGAAGAGGGGCAUAGAGUAUUUCGCCUCUCUGGCCAAAACCAAGAAAGAGGAGAGAGAAAAACCCACCUUCGAGAAUCUAAAAAAAGCCCUGAAGCGCAUCUUCACCAACAAAAUCUGGGUUGGAAACCUCUUCAACACAGUCGUUUAUGUCUUAGCCGCCUCAGGCUACUGGAAUUUCAAGCCCAAGUACCUGGAGAAUCAGUUUCGGAGGAGCACCUCCGACUCCAGCUAUUACACAGGUGUCACAAGCCUUGUGUCCCUCGUUCUUGGCACUGGCCUGGGCGGGGCGGUGUUGCGAUGGGCCAAGCCUGGGCCAAGGUUCGUCACUGGUUAUAACAUCUUCAUCACCCUCCUGCAGAGCUGCAGUUACAUCGUCCUCAUGUUCAUUGGCUGCCCGAAGCUCCAAGUUAUUGGUCCAGUGGAAGGGUCAACUCUACCGCCUUGCUCAGCUGACUGCGGGUGUUCGGACAGAUUCACCCCGAUCUGUUCAGAGGACCAGAAGACGCUCUUCUAUUCCCCCUGCUACGCUGGGUGCACUGCUGCAGAUACCACAGCGAGUCCAAUAGUCUACAGUGGAUGCCGUUGCAUAACGAACACGACAGAUCCUUUGGGCAUGACAAACUUCGACAACUUCACAGAGCAGGGCCAAAGCCAAUUCGGAUACGCCACGAGUGGAUACUGUGACGAAACUUGUGACAAGUUCUUCUACUACAUCAUCAUUCAGAUGGUCGUGAAAACUGUGGCAUCUACGGGGAGAGUUGGAAGCAGUCUCAUCAACAUAAGAUCUGUGGCUGACGAAGACAAGGGCAUUGCCCUGGGCACCAUUACAGUAUGCAUAAGCCUCUUCGGUUUCAUUCCUGCACCUAUCAUCAUGGGAGCCAUCGUGGAUUCUGCUUGUCUGAUCUGGGACAAGACUUGCGGGAAAUACGGGAACUGUUGGCUCUACGACUCGGAUAAAUUUCGACUCAUUAUCCAUCUGGUUCCUGCAAUCUUCAUAUUCAUCUCAGUCAUCGGGGACAUCGUCGUCUUCCACUACAGUCGACAAAUGGACCUUUACGGAGAAAGGGAGGAUGAAAUAGACCUCGAGAAUCAGGAGAAGAAGGAAGGAAAGACCGAAGAGUCUGAACCCCUGAAUAAGAAGGAAAGCGAAAGGAGGGAACCGGAAAAGAACGGAAUAAAGAAAUGAGAAAGAAUAAAGAAAUAAGAAAAAAGAAAAGUUGAAUGUAUUCAAUUCACAAAAAGAAAAAUAUAACUCGUUAUAAUAAUUAA
Messenger RNA from Macrobrachium nipponense, 2345 nucleotides. RefSeq names its product solute carrier organic anion transporter family member 74D-like. Gene Ontology annotation, molecular function: protein binding. The record is from RefSeq and is a predicted model, not a curated record. Lineage: Eukaryota; Metazoa; Arthropoda; Malacostraca; Decapoda; Palaemonidae. Gene Ontology annotation, cellular component: plasma membrane. Gene Ontology annotation, biological process: sodium-independent organic anion transport; transmembrane transport.